CUGGACGGGGCGGUGCCUGGGCGGGGCAGUGGAAGGUGUCGAGGCCUGGUGUCGCCCUUGUUGUGAUCCCUCCGUCCAGUGGCCGCGCCCGGCUGGAAGUCUGAGAAUAAGUUAGUUGUCAACUCCAUGCCGCAGAUGUCUGCGUGAAACAAGCCGAGAACAUCCCAAAAGAGUCUGGGAAUUGAACUGCUCCCACCACCAUGUCAGUCUGUGGGAUGUCCUGUGUCUCGCGGUAUUGCUCGGCCAAACCAUGGAGGUUGACGUCCCUGCGCCAUUUACCCCUGUCCGUGUGGGCAUCAUCGCGAUGGAAACACUCUGCCUCUCGACAGUACAAAGCCGUGAUAUUCGACAUGGGCGGAGUUCUGAUGGUUUCUCCAUACAGGAUUGCUGCUGAGUGGGAGCGGCAGAAUGGCCUCCAGGCUGGGUCAAUAUGGCGGACAAUAUUAAGUGGAGAGACUCGCAUUGCGUGGGAUCGCUGCUUGCUGGGGGAACUGACAUUUGAGGAGUUUGUAAAAUUAUGCGGCAAAGAUCCAGGGACGGCUAUUCAAACUACCAAUACAGUCCAAUCUUACUUAUUGAAAUUGACAAAUCACGUGAGUGAUGGGAUGUGUGUGGCAAUGAGAGAGGCAGUUCAGUGCAUCAAGGCAGAGGGACUGAAAGCUGCUAUACUGACCAAUAACUUUUGGUUCAAAGGCCAGAGUGUCUUGCCUUCAGAUAAAAACCUUUUUGAUGUGAUCGUCGAGUCGUGCCGGGAAGGAGUUUCCAAACCGAACCCUGAGAUUUACAAACUCUGUUUGGACCGAAUGAAGGUCUGCCCUGAAGAGUCCAUCUUCCUCGAUGAUCUUGGACAAAACCUGAAAGCAGCAGCCCAGCUUGGGAUCCACACCAUUAAGGUUGCAGAUAGAGCCACAGCUAUCCAGGAGCUGGAAUUAAAGCUGGGGUUUCCGUUGCGUGGCUUUGUGCAUGGAACUCGGGCCGUUCGUAAAGGCAUGGAAAUUCCGACAGACAGUCUAAAGAAUUAUCUCCAGACUACUCUGGGGCUAAGUUCAGAAGAUGCAGUGCUCCUCCGUCAGUUCAGUCACGGACAAUCUAAUCCUACGUACCACGUACAGAGUGGUGCCCACCAGCUGGUUCUGAGAAAGAAACCUCCCGGAAAACUACUGCCGUCGGCGCAUGCAGUGGAGAGAGAAUACAGGGUGAUGAAGGCUCUCGGAGCUGUGGGAAUUCCCGUUCCUACGCUACUCGACAUUUGCGAGGACCCCAGUGUUGUUGGGACUUCCUUUUACCUGAUGGAAUAUUGCCCGGGAAGGAUAUUUAAAGACCCAACAUUGCCCGGACUAACAGCCAACCAGCGGGGAGACAUCUACACCGCCAUGAACCAUGUCCUCUGCAAGAUUCACAAGGUUGAUAUCCAGGCUGCUGGACUGGAGGAUUAUGGGAAAAUUGGCAAUUACAUUGAGCGGCAGGUUCACACAUGGACAAAGCGGUAUCGAGCGAGUGAAACCCAUGUUAUUCCGGCAAUGGAACAACUGAUAAAGUGGCUUCCACUGCGCAUCCCAGAGCAGGAAAAGACCACAGUUGUGCACGGAGACUUCAGACUGGACAAUCUUAUUUUCCACCCUGACAAGCCUGAGGUGCUGGCAGUGUUGGACUGGGAGCUGUCUACACUGGGUGAUCCCAUCUGUGAUGUUGCCUAUAACUGCGUAGCACAUCAUCUCCCAGAGGACUUCCCCCUUAUCAGAGGAAUGAGUAAGUGUGAUUUAAAGGAAUUAGGAAUUCCGUCCGAUUUGGAAUACCUUGCCCUUUAUUGCAACAACUUGGGGGUGAAUCCCAUUGAGAACUGGAAUUUCUAUGUGGCUUUCUCCUUCUUCCGAAUCUCAGCGAUACUCCAGGGUGUCUAUAAGCGGUCACUUCAAGGGCAGGCAAGUUCAGAUAAAGGUGAAAUAGUUGGGAAGCUUGCUGCAAAAAUGGCUGACCUGGCAUGGGUGUUUGCAGUAAGAGAAGGGUUCCGAAUCUUCGAUUCAAUUCCUGUUGGAAAUCCAGGGCCUCCAGUGAGAAAGUACUCCACGUGGAACCGGCAGAGGACAUCGCCAGCAACAUUCUUGUCUCCUUCUUUGCUUGAUGUUAAUCACCACAGACCUUUGGUGUCAGUUCCUAAAGGACAUUUGAUCAUCUCACCUGAGGGACUACCUACGCGGGUGAAAGACUUGUACCACAGACUGACUGUCUUCAUGGAUAAACAUGUCUAUCCCCAUGAGAAGGAACUUGCUGACUAUCACAGAUCUGAUCGUCGAUGGAUCCCAAAUCCUAGAAUAGAGGAAUUGAAGAAUGAAGCCAAAGCAAGUGGUCUCUGGAACUUGUUUCUACCCCUGGAGACUGAUCCUGAGGCUAAAUAUGGAGCUGGGCUGAAAAAUCUGGAAUAUGCUUUUUUCUGUGAGGUUAUGGGGAGAUCUCUGUUUGCACCAGAGAUUUUUAACAGUUCUGCACCAGAUACAGGGAAUAUGGAGAUGCUGGUGAAAUAUGGAACAGAAGCACAGAAUCAGCAAUGGCUUCUGCCAUUAUUGGAGGGGAAAAUCCGGUCGUGCUUUGCUAUGACUGAACCGCAGGUUGCCUCUUCCGAUGCCACAAACAUUGAAGCCUCAAUUGUUGAGGAGGGCAACUUCUAUAUUCUCAAUGGCCACAAGUGGUGGACAUCGGGUGCGAUGGACCCUCGCUGUAAACUCUGUGUAUUUAUGGGGAAGACUGAUCCACAAGCUAGUAAACACAAACAGCAGUCCAUGGUCCUGGUUUCAAUGGAUACUCCAGGGAUUAAAGUUAUCCGACCCUUAUCUGUUUAUGGAAUGGAAGAUCCUCCAGGUGGUCAUAGUGAACUUAUAUUUGAAAAUGUACGAGUGCCAAAAGAGAACAUUCUUCUGGGGCCCGGCCGAGGCUUUGAAAUCGCCCAAGGUAGACUGGGACCAGGAAGAAUACAUCACUGUAUGCGACUCAUCGGCAAUGCUGAUCGGGCGUUGGAACUGAUGAAGGAGAGGGUAAAGACAAGAGUGGCUUUUGGAAAGUCAUUAGCUGAUCAGGGCACGAUCAAGGCUGACAUUGCCAACUCCCUGGUUGAGAUUGAGCAAGCACGGUUGCUGGUGCUCAAAGCUGCCCAUCUGAUGGAUACUGUGGGAAACAAGGAAGCAGCUUCUGCGAUCUCAAUGAUUAAAUUGGUGACACCAAGCAUGGCGUUGCGUGUUAUUGACCGUGCCAUCCAGGCAUUUGGAGCAGCUGGCCUCAGUGAAGACUACCCUUUAGCUCAGUUUUUUGGAAUGGCACGCUCGUUGCGACUUGCUGAUGGUCCAGAUGAGGUUCAUAGGAAUUUUGUUGCCAAGCUUGAAUUGAAACAAAUAGGCUCCACAAAGAACAGCUGAUUACUGGGGAUGAACAGAACAAUUGCUUGUGUGUUUUUUAAGCCUAUACAUUUCUUAAAUAAAAUUACAAUCAUGUCUGUGAAAUACUUUGGAUUAUCAA
Molecule: messenger RNA, 3507 nt
Organism: Amblyraja radiata (thorny skate)
Lineage: Eukaryota; Metazoa; Chordata; Chondrichthyes; Rajiformes; Rajidae
Gene: acad11
Product: acyl-CoA dehydrogenase family, member 11
Exons: 21
Coding region: 201-3407 (1068 amino acids)
Molecular function (GO): oxidoreductase activity, acting on the CH-CH group of donors; flavin adenine dinucleotide binding
Source: RefSeq, a predicted model, not a curated record